UCUAUUGCAGUGUAGUUGAGAUAAGCUAAUGAAUGCGAAAUAUUAAAAUAUAAAAUUAUGGAAAAUUUGUCAUAAAAUUAUGGAAAUAUAUUAUAAUUAUUAUUGUUAAUUUAAAUCUAGAGAUGACGUUAGAAAUUCAUUUUUUAUUCAAGAAAUUUAUCCAAUUACGACUAAUUUGAAUAAUUUUUUUUUAAACUCUUCAAUGUGUGAUAGAGUUGUUUAAGUUCAAGUCUAUCGUUCUUUUUUUUGUUUGUUUAAUUUACUCUCCACAAUGAGUUACUCAAACUCUGUUUCUCAUUUAGAUUUCCAUAUCAGCCACUCUCGUGUGACGUCCCAUUGGCAUUGAUUUAAAUCUGCUUUUAUCAGUCCAGUUGUGUGCACACAAUCUUUUCGAUAACGAGAAAGCGUCGUAUCAAAUAUACCGUUCAGUUUUGGACCGUUUUUAUCAAAACCUGUUCGUCGUGCCUCAGUCGUGUCUUUUCAGCUGUAGAGUGAAUAGUGCCCUGAAGAUGUCUGAGCUGGUGAGCUUUAGACCAGGCCCAAGAACGGGCCCUCCUGGGAACGAUCACGACAGCGACGACAACGAUUUCAACAGUGUAGUGGAAUCGGAAAAUGACGAACCGAGCUAUCCAUGCGCUAGAGGCAAUGCGGCCUACACCAGCUUAAUGCUGUACCAAGAAAGUAAACCAUACCCUGCCCCGGAGGUAUGUGACCAGGAAAAGGGACAACUUCAACUGCAGAAAAGUGACGAGUCGGACCAGCGUGAACCCACCAACAAACAAAUUAAUGCAGAGCUGAGCAGCUUCGUGCAGAAGAAAUCGUUCGCCCAGAACAUGAUGGACAUUGCUCUGCUGUCGGCAAACACGAAUCAGCUGCGGUACGUGAUCGAUCUGGGCGACAAGCAUCCGUACUACAUGACCAGUCUGAUGCUGAUCAUCGUCAGUCUCGUGAUGCAGGUAGUCGUUGGCCUAUCGAUGCUGUACGUGAAUAGAUACAACAUGAAGAACAGAAGUGAGAUAAAGGCAGCCUCGCACAUGAACAAUCUUUCCGUGGCGGGUGUGUUUAUGGUAACGCUGGUCAACGUGUUCAUAUCCACCUUCAACGGUGCAGGAGCUGGUACACCUCCCAUACCGGAAACUGGCGGCGUGGUAUAUACUGCUACAAACAAUGCGACAGCUUACGCGAUACCAUGAGCAGUAAAGCAACUUUAGCAAAUCAGUUGCGCAUACUUUAGGAAACGGAUUUUUUUCCAAGGCAAUGUUAUGAUACGAAUUGUUAAGAUAAGUUUUUGAAAUGUUACCUAAUUUUCAAGGAAUUUUCAAGGAACUAGUUGCUAGUUACUAGAUACGUUACAAUCAGUCCAUCGCGUUUCUCGGAAUAAUUAGAGCAGAUACAUUUUUUUAUCUGCGAAGUAAGCAAAGUAGAUAUAGACAUGGGUCCAAAAGUCACCUACCUCUUACCUGUGAGGUGCGGCACGGUCUAAUAGAUUAAGGAGAUUAGUGAGAAACUGACACGGAAUGGAAUUUCGGCUUGCAGUGAUAAGGCGACGGUUUCUUAAUCGUCAGACAUUUUUCUAUCAGUGUCACUGUUGCAUAGGAGAUUAAGGGACAUUAAAAUAAACAUCGCAUACGCAA
Anopheles coluzzii is the source of this 1634-nucleotide messenger RNA. Its product is annotated as ninjurin-B-like. The record is from RefSeq and is a predicted model, not a curated record. Lineage: Eukaryota; Metazoa; Arthropoda; Insecta; Diptera; Culicidae. Bases 510 to 1193 code for a protein of 227 amino acids. Gene Ontology annotation, cellular component: membrane. The transcript has 5 exons. Gene Ontology annotation, biological process: tissue regeneration; cell adhesion.